Molecule: messenger RNA, 2618 nt
Organism: Pistacia vera
Lineage: Eukaryota; Viridiplantae; Streptophyta; Magnoliopsida; Sapindales; Anacardiaceae
Product: armadillo repeat-containing protein 8
Exons: 9
Coding region: 73-2100 (675 amino acids)
Biological process (GO): proteasome-mediated ubiquitin-dependent protein catabolic process
Cellular component (GO): GID complex
Molecular function (GO): protein binding
Source: RefSeq, a predicted model, not a curated record
CUUUCUCUCUCCUUUCAUUUUCUCUCUCUAAAACCAACCACCGCUCGCCUUUUCUCUGUGGAGCUCGCCACCAUGCCGACAACCACCGGCACCGGCACCGGCACCUCCACCACCGGAAUCCUCCACCGCCUGGCCUCCGACGAUCAAGACGUCAAGCUCAAGGCUCUCCGUGAGCUCAAGAACCAAAUCAUUGGUAACCGCACCAAGAAGCUCUCGUUCCUCAAGCUCGGCGCCGUACCUGCUGUCGCCGCUAUCCUAGCCGACGCCGUUUCGGCCGAUGACGUCGUCAAUGACAAUAAUUAUGAUAAUAAGAAUAAUGAUCAUAAUUGUAGUGUUAACAAAAAUAUUAUUGUACAGUCAGCUGCGGUGCUUGGCAGCUUCGCUUGCGGCUUCGACGCCGGAGUCCAAGCCGUUCUUGAAGCUGGCGCGUUUCCGAAUUUGUCGCGGCUCCUUUCGAAUCUCGAUGACAAGGUGGUGGGUGCUGGUGCUCGUUCUCUUAAAAUGAUUUAUCAAUCAAAAUUUGCUCCAAAGUAUGAUUUCCUUGAAGAGAAAAACGUGGAAUUUCUUCUUUCAUUACUGAAUAAUGGAAAUGAAAAUGUUAAUGGGCUUGGUGCAAGUAUUAUUACCCAUUCCUGUAAGACAAGUUUAGAGCAGAAGAUAUUGUUUGAUGCUGGGGUUUUAAAGAAGCUUACCAGCCUUCUUAAAGGUUCUUUAAGUCAGAGAGAUGCCAGUUUAGAGUCUCUAGCGACAAUCUUCAAAAACAAUCCUGAAGUUGUUUUAAAGUUUGUUGGACCUGACAGUGGAAGAGCUUUGGGUUCUAUAAUUGAAUUAGUGAAGGAUAGGUUUAUCCGGACAAGAUUGUUGGCUUCGUCAUGCUUGAUUGUCAUAAGGAAUACGUCUCCUUGCUAUCUGCAAGAUGUAGGAAUCAAAGCCAAACUUAUAAAUACUCUACUUGAGCUUCUAGAUGAUCCUGGUCAUAUUGGAGAAGAAGCUUCCUUUGCUUUCUCUAGUUUGAUAACACAAAAGGAAGAUAUGCAGAAACUAGCAUUUGAGCUUAAUGCUAUCGAUAAACUUUACAACCAUUUACAAAAGGGUUCAUUACAUCCUAGACGGUUUGAAGGAAUAUUGUUGGCAUUGGCUGACAUGUGCUCAAAGUUGGAAUGUUGCAGGGCUAGAUUUUUGUCGUUGCAGGUAUUGAACUUGGUAAUAGAUGCUCUAGCACAUGAAAGUGCUGAUGUGCGUACUGCAGCUUGCAUUUGCUUAAGAAGCGUAUCUCGAUCAAUCAAGAAUUUGAGUGCAGGUUAUUUUAUGAAUGAAACGGUUGUCAUUCCCUUGGUUCAGCUUUUAAAUGACCCUUCUACUUCUGUCCAGGUUGCUGCUCUUGGUGCUAUUAGCAACAUAGUGGUUGAUCUUACAACUCGUAGGUCAACAUUUAUACGGUGUGGAGGUGUGAAACAGCUUGUUCAGUUAUCAAAAUCAAUGGAUGCAACUAUUAGGUUAAAUGCUUUAUGGGCUUUGAGGAACUUAAUGUUCCUAGCAGAAAAUAAGUGUAAGGAAGGAGUAUUUUCGGAGCUUACUGCACCCUUAUUAGCAAGUCUUAUCUGUGACCCUGAAUCUUUUGUUCAAGAGCAAGCUCUGGCCCUUGUUUGUAAUCUUAUUGAUGGAUGUAUAGACUCUGUUGAGUAUAUGUUUGCUGAAGAUGGUGUUAUAUUUGAUGCUGUUGGAAGACAAUUACAGAGUGCUUCAAAAGCUGAAAUUGGAAUACAGGGAAUGUAUGUGCUCAGCAAUGUGGCAACUGGAAAAGAGUUUCAUAAGGAAGCAGUAAUAAACCAACUCCUUCCACAUGCGGACAACGGAACCCAAUCCUGUAUAAUUAAGUUUUUGCAGAGUAACGACAGCCGAUUACGUACUGCUGCUGUUUGGGCUAUAGUAAAUCUAACUUGUUCAAGUCCAGGUGCAUUUAGCAGGAGUGUAAAACUACGUGAUGCUGGCAUAGUUUCUCAAAUGAAGGAAAUGGUGAACGAUCCCUGCCUGGAUGUAAAGCUACGGGUCAGAACAGCGCUCGGACAGUUUACGACUUUUGAGGAUGGCUCAAUAUGAUCUUUGUUGAACCAAAGCAAAGAAAACUUAUACUGAUAGAGUUUCUGGAUUUUGGUUUUGACCUUGUUUGUAAGAUACUGUUCAGAUUUUCUCUGGAGGCUUUCAACAGUGUGGCCCGACAAAUUGCUUUGAGUUUUUUGUAGUCAGAGCGGUGUAAGAGCUAUCUUUCAUUGUUGGUACUGCCGACCAGGUUACAUUUGUAAAUCUCAUUCCAUUGAUACAUACAUAUUUUUGUUAAAUUUUUGUAUGUAUCAGAUAGUGAUAUAAACUGUAUAAUUAUGUACCAUCUGAAUUGUAUAUUGCCUGUGAUAGACUGCAGCGGUUUCUUCUAAUUUCUAUUUAGCUGUUUCCGGCUUCAAUCUAUUAGCUUUCUUUUGUCGUGCUAUCAUGUUGAUGCAUUCCCCGUGUUUAUUGCUCUUGUGGAAGCUUAACUUAUUGGGUUCUCGAUAUGGAAAAAACUCUGUUGUAAUUUCUCCUUUUGCUGUUUAUCCAAUAAUCUGACAAUGUAAUGUUGAUUC